GCGCACUGGAGUGUGCAGUAUUUGCAUUGAAGAGCUAGCCUACUCUAGUACUGAGUCCGUUUUCGUCAUUGCAACACUUCAUAUUCAGCCAAACAACGGUUAUCCCCAUUCCGUACGUAAGACUACCCGUUGACAAGUACAUCAGAGCAUGUUGUCGUAUGGAGGGAUCUCAGCGCAAAUCAGCAUUAGCAGGCUAAAGGCAGCUGGAAAGGGUUCGUAUGAGCAGGCUAUCCACUUCCAAAACCAGGUCUUUGAGGACCUCAGACAGGAGUGUCUAGAGGCGGGAUACCUGUUUGAGGACCCCUGCUUCCCUGCUGAACCAUGCUCGCUGGGGUUCAAAGAGCUUGGACCCUAUUCCUCCAAAACCCGAGGAGUGGAGUGGAUGAGACCUACAGAAUUAUGUGGUGAUCCACAGUUCAUUUUGGGAGGAGCCACAAGGACAGAUAUCUGUCAGGGAGCUCUCGGUGAUUGCUGGCUUCUGGCUGCUAUUGCAUCCCUGACUCUUAAUGAAAACCUCCUUCACAGGGUGGUCCCUCAUGGCCAGAGCUUCCAUGAGAACUAUGCUGGAAUUUUCCAUUUUCAGUUCUGGCAGUUUGGGGAGUGGGUGGACAUUGUGAUCGAUGAUCGGCUGCCAGUCAAAGACGGAGAGCUCAUGUUCGUGCAUUCUGUAGAGGGAAAUGAGUUCUGGAGUGCCUUGAUUGAAAAAGCUUAUGCAAAGCUGAAUGGCUCCUAUGAGGCUCUGUCAGGGGGCUCCACCACUGAGGGAUUUGAAGACUUCACUGGAGGAGUGUCAGAGAUGUAUGAGCUCUGCAAACCUCCCAAGGACCUGUACCGAAUAAUCUCUAAAGCCCUGGAGAGAGACUCACUGCUGGGGUGUUCUAUUGAUAUCACUAGUAACUUUGACAUGGAAGCUGUGACAUUUAAGAAGCUGGUAAAGGGUCAUGCCUACUCAGUGACUGGUCUAAGCCAGGUAAAUUUCCAGGGUCAUACGGAGAGACUGAUUCGUAUACGGAAUCCUUGGGGUCAGGUAGAAUGGACAGGUGCCUGGAGCGACAACUCUUCAGAAUGGGAUGAAAUAGAUCCAUCAGAACGAGAAGAUAUGUGUCUGAAGAUGGAGGAUGGAGAGUUCUGGAUGGCCUUCAGCGAGUUUUUGCAGCAGUUCUCCAGGCUGGAGAUCUGUAACCUGACUCCAGAUACCCUAAGUGAGGAGACAAUGAGCCACUGGAAUACCAUCACGUUCCAUGGGGAAUGGAGGAGAGGGAGCACUGCUGGGGGCUGUAGGAACCACCCCAACACAUUCUGGAUCAACCCACAGUAUAAGAUCACACUUUUAGAGGAAGAUGAUGAUCCAGAGGAUGAUGAGGAGGCCUGCAGUUUCCUUGUGGCCCUGAUGCAGAAAGACCGAAGGCUUUCUCGCCGACGAGGACAGGACAUGCACACCAUUGGCUUUGCAGUCUAUGAGAUUCCUAAGGAGUACAGGGGUUGUCAGAAUGUACACCUGAAGAAGGACUUCUUCUUAACCCACUCGUCCUCUGCCCGCUCUGAGACCUUCAUCAAUCUCAGGGAGGUCAGUGCUCGUCUCCGCCUGCCCCCUGGGGAGUAUAUCAUCGUUCCCUCCACCUUUGAGCCCAGCAAAGAGGCCAAUUUUGUCCUGCGGGUCUUCACUGAGAAGCAGUCUGCAACUGAGGAGCUGGAUGAUGAGAUUUCUGCAGACUUGGAGGAUGAGGAGGAAAUCUCUGAGGAUGACAUUGAGGAUUCCUUCAAGUCUAUGUUUGCACAACUGGCUGGAGAUGAUAUGGAGAUAUCUGUCUGUGAACUUAGGACCAUUCUCAACAGAGUUGUAUCAAGACAUAAAGACCUGAAAACAGAUGGCUUCAGUAUGGAGUCAUGCAGGACCAUGGUCAACUUUAUGGAUAAAGAUGGCAGUGCACGCCUAGGCUUGGUAGAAUUUCAAAUCUUAUGGAACAAGAUAAGAAAAUGGCUGGUUAUCUACAGGCAAUAUGACCUUGACAAGUCAGGGACUAUGAGCUCUUACGAGAUGCGUCUUGCUAUAGAAUCAGCAGGUUUCAAGCUCAACAAUGCACUGAACCAGAUAAUUGUUGCAAGAUAUGCUGAAAAUGAUGCCAUUGACUUUGACAACUUCAUCAGUUGCUUGGUUAAAAUGGAGGCCAUGUUCAAAAUAUUCCAGCAGAUGGACAAAGAAGGGACAGGAGAGGUUGAAAUGAACAUAUCGGAUUGGCUGUACAUUACAAUGUGUGGUUGAAGCGGACUGACACUAAAGACAACACAGCGCCAGACUUCUAUAAAAGUGCCUCCCAGCUAUGCUGUUUUCUCCAUGCCAUCUUCAUAUUUCCUUUGUCUCCAAUGAGCACACAAUGCAUUAGUCUUAUAUAUUGGACUUUGUAAGGUGUGAUACCAUGAUUGUGUGAUGUGUCACCAAUUUCAGACCUUGAGGUUCCAGUUAUGUGGCUGUUCAACUGGAAUUGAAUACCCAAUAAUACGUAGUUGUUCUAUGCUGGAAUACUACUUUUAACCUGUUUGUCUUCAUUCAGGAAUAUUGAUUUGAAUGUGUGUCUAGUUAUGCAGCAUGUAUUUCAUAUUUAAAACCAGGAUUGGCUAUUGUUAUCUGUCUGAGAUUUGAUAGGCACUGAAAAGAUGUCAGGGAAGAACAAACAGAUUUGUAUUAAUUUUAUUCAUCCUGUUGUAAAAACACUUUAUUGGUUGCUAAUAGUGGCAACCAGAGAGGAUACAAUUUAACUCUACCUGCAUGUUUUACAAAUAAUCAUACAGAACAUGCCAAGUGUGUUAUCUGAGUUACCAGUGUGAAAUCCUUUAAGUUGUCCAAACCUUAAGCGCACGUCAUCCCUACAUGCUAACUCAGUUACGGGUCAGUAACAAACUUGUAUGAUCUAUCACUUUAGGAUUUGUCUGUUCUUGAAUGCCAACAGCUAUUUUUGAAGAUAUAAAUUCAUAUAUUAAAUACAA
Electrophorus electricus (electric eel) is the source of this 2985-nucleotide messenger RNA. It is a transcript of the gene capn1a, whose product is annotated as calpain 1, (mu/I) large subunit a. Gene Ontology annotation, cellular component: cytoplasm. Gene Ontology annotation, biological process: proteolysis. NCBI's taxonomy places the organism in Eukaryota, Metazoa, Chordata, Actinopteri, Gymnotiformes, Gymnotidae. Gene Ontology annotation, molecular function: calcium ion binding; calcium-dependent cysteine-type endopeptidase activity. The record is from RefSeq and is a predicted model, not a curated record.